Molecule: messenger RNA, 1069 nt
Organism: Anguilla anguilla (European eel)
Lineage: Eukaryota; Metazoa; Chordata; Actinopteri; Anguilliformes; Anguillidae
Product: deoxycytidylate deaminase-like
Exons: 6
Coding region: 149-760 (203 amino acids)
Biological process (GO): dTMP biosynthetic process; dUMP biosynthetic process
Cellular component (GO): cytoplasm
Molecular function (GO): dCMP deaminase activity; zinc ion binding
Source: RefSeq, a predicted model, not a curated record
CAUUCUCUGGGCGGUGCUAGUAGGCGCGGGAAAAAGGAGGGUGUGUGGUGUUAGCGAGAUGAUAGCACAAUUCUUUCAUCUGUGAGCACGUGGUUAAAAUAGUUAAUUAUAUAGCAUUGCUCAAUAACACUAAAACAAAAACUACAAGAUGAACCCAGAAGCGAGUAAAGGGACAUCACUGCAAAACGGGGCUGGGGCUGGGGCGGAGGCGGAGGCUCCUUGCAAGAAGAGGCCGGACUACCUGGAGUGGCCUGAAUAUUUCAUGGCGGUUGCCUUCCUCUCAGCGCAGAGGAGCAAGGAUCCAAACUCACAGGUGGGAGCCUGCAUCGUGAACCAGGAAAACAAGAUCGUGGGGAUAGGCUACAACGGGAUGCCCAAUGACUGCAACGAUGACUUGCUGCCGUGGGCGCGGUCAUCGUCCGACUGGCUGGACACCAAGUACCCCUACGUGUGUCACGCUGAGCUGAACGCCAUCAUGAACAAGAACUCCGCGGACGUGAAGGGCUGCACCAUGUACGUGGCCCUGUUCCCCUGCAACGAGUGCGCCAAGCUCAUCAUCCAGGCAGGUAUAAAGGAUGUGAUUUAUCUGUCAGACAAGUAUCACGACAAAAAGGAAUUUACUGCCUCCAGACGCCUACUCGACAUGGCGGGGAUCCUGUACAAGCAGUUUGAGCCAAAGAGAAACAAGAUCGUCAUCGAUUUUAAUUCCAUCGACGGGUCUAAAACUCACAAGGACACGGCGGGCCCUGUUGCACCUUGAUCCUGCUGGAGCUCUACCUGCCCUCUUCUCACAUGGAAGGAAUUACUCAUUCAUUGUUCUGCAGCUUUCAUUUUCAAAGUUUCAGCACAGUCCAGUUAUGGUUAUGGCUUAGGUGUGUGCUUUCCUUGCCAAACAAACUCCUGACGCACAUUUUACUUUACUGACUUUUAUACCUUUAAUCAAUUUCAUUGGUAUCCCCAAAAAAAUGUUAGAGUUCAUGAGUUAAUGAGGCACUGGUGGAUGGAACUUUGCAUGCUAAUAUAAUUUAACCAAGUUUUUGAUUUUUCUAAUAAAUUACACUGAAUCAAA